GCUUGACGAAGCUUGACGAAGCUUAUGAAGCUUGGUUUUAACCUUGACAUACCUUGUUAAGCGUGAGACGCCGUCGAUCUAUCCUGCAUAUCAACGAUGAUCUUUGGAAACUUAACGUGAUUGGAGAUAUUUAAGUGGCCAAGCAGGUUUCCCCGUUGGGCGGGGUGAUGAUGCACAUUGUGAUAGUGGAAGGGGCGAGGUAUAUAUUACCUUCCUUCUGCUCCAAGCACAACAUUUCUUGAACAUCAAUUUGAUACUGUUGUAAGACCAUAUAUUCAAACCCUCCAAAAACCCUACGAUCGUCCAAUCCUAUUAUAUCAACUCCUCUAGGAAUAUGGCAUCCUUCCAGCGACUGGCUAUCCAGCGUAGCCCGGUCUACAAGUCCAAUGGCACCAAGUCGUAUCUUCACGCGAUGAGAAAGUAUGGGUUCCACCCAACCAAGCCUGGCCCUUACUUCCAGGCCAAAGUGAUGUCUCAACAAGGAAAAUUCGGCGGGGUUGGCGGCCGCAUGCGCGCACACUACGUUCUACGAAAGCGCGACCACACCUCGGCUCACGGAGGGGCGCAAAGCACGGCCACAGCUCCAAGCGACGGAGCUGCCGAGGGUGAAGUUCCAGCCGAAGAUAUUCAGAAUGAUUCUCUAUAUCUAUGCGAAGUCGGUAUUGGUACGCCAGAGCAGAAAUUAUAUCUGGACUUCGAUACUGGGUCGUCGGAUCUAUGGGUUUGGUCUACUGAGCUCCCCAAGAAGAUUCUUAGUGGUGCAAAUCCCCAGAACCAGCAAGUCGCGUUUGACCCUUCCAAGUCGAGCACCUUCAAGAAGCUCAGCGGGGAAACGUGGAAAAUCUCGUACGGCGACUCCUCGUCGGCAAGCGGCGACGUAGGUACCGAUGUCUUGGACUUGGGUGGACUAAAGGUCCAAACUCAAGCUGUGGAGUUGGCCAAACAGCUCUCCACGCAGUUCGCACAGGGUAAUGGAAGUGGCCUGCUCGGUCUCGCAUUCAGCUCCAUUAACACUGUUUCCCCGAAUCCUCAGAAGACUCCGGUAGACAACAUCAUCGCACAGAAAUCGGCGAAGGAGCAGCUGUUCACAGCAUACCUGGGUAGCUGGCGCGAUGCAGAUGAAGCCGACAAGGGAGAGAGCUUCUACACCUUCGGGUACAUUGACCAAGACGUCAUGACCGCCGCAGGCGCUACCUCUCCGAAAUAUGCAGACAUUGAUAGCAGCCAAGGCUUCUGGCAGCUUCAAUCUACAUCUGCAUCCAUCAACGGGCAGACUGUUACCCGUUCUAGCAACACCUCCAUCAUGGACACAGGAACCACUCUCUGUCUGGUCGAUGACACCCUCGUCGAGGCCGUCUACAAGGCUAUCCCUGGCUCCAAAUACGACCAAAGCAGUCAAGGCUACGUCUUUCCUUCCAACACAUCAGCAGAUGAUCUACCAGAAGUUCAGCUUGCAAUUGGAGAUGACAUGGUAGCUUUCCAAAAAGAGGAUUUGGGUUUCGCAGAUGCCGGCAAUGGGAUGGUGUAUGGUAGUAUCCAAAGCAGAGGAUCCAUGGACAUGGACAUCUAUGGAGAUGCUGUUUUGAAGGCCAUGUAUGCGAUUUUCGACGUGAACAGUGGCAAGCCAAGGUUUGGAUGGGUGCAGCGCAAGGAGUCGAGUCAAAACAUUUCAGCUCCACCUUCGUAA
Messenger RNA from Dothidotthia symphoricarpi CBS 119687, 1687 nucleotides. Its product is annotated as aspergillopepsin A precursor. Gene Ontology annotation, molecular function: aspartic-type endopeptidase activity. Gene Ontology annotation, biological process: proteolysis. NCBI's taxonomy places the organism in Eukaryota, Fungi, Ascomycota, Dothideomycetes, Pleosporales, Dothidotthiaceae. The coding region runs from base 335 to 1687 and encodes 450 amino acids. The transcript has 6 exons. The record is from RefSeq and is a predicted model, not a curated record.